AUUUAGCUUCACGUUCCUCAACCAAGGCAACAGCCCACCGUUCCCUGCAUUGGCUGCGCGCAUACAUCGACCAUGGACGGCAGAGACCAGUGGUAUACGGAUGGUAGCUCUCAAAGGGCGACAGAUUCUGUCCACGAGUCUCACAAGCUCCUGGCCGUCUACCCUAUGGCAUCCGCGACGCCAUCGACACACGUUGCGCGUCAUUUGAGCAAUAUGAGCUCUGUUGUCACGCCGCCAUCAUUCGUGCAGCCAAAUUACUAUUCUAUGCAGCCGACUGGGUAUCCUCAGGGCAAUCCUCCACCAUACACAGAGUACGCUCAAGAGUUGACAUAUCUCAACAACUCACAUAACGUUUCUGCUGAUGACUCUGGAUACUGGGAGAGUACGAGAAAUGACGCAGUCCGUUUGAUACAAGAGCAGGCCGGGCCCUCAUAUCCUUACCCAAAUAACACACACUGGACUCCCUCCGGUGUCCCAGCAUCGACCUAUUCGACCAAUUCACUAGCCCAAUCGGUGUUCCAGCGUACGACUCCGACCUCGGCCUAUCCGACCCCUCCUCCUCCUGCUAUCCCUUCUUCCUCCUCCUCUUCUUUGGCCUUCGCUUUGGGACCUCUGCCCCCACGGAAUGUGCAACCGCCUGCCAAGGUCUAUACUCCCGAACAGUCGCAAGGGUUCAUCAACGAUUUUUUGGUCAAGAAAACGCAGGAAAUCAAGGUUCGGGAACAACCCCAGCGUCCAUCGACACCUCCUCGGCAACGGAACCCAUCUGCUCAGGAAAGUCCUGACCCCUUAACCCUCGAACCGGUUACGCCUCGUAUGCAAUUAAUCACCGUCACCCCUAGCAAGCGAAAACCAGUUGUUGAGCUCGUAUCAUCUUCAGUUAAACGCAUACAAUCCAAAGAUUCGCUUCAUACGCCCCACCGGACAUCCGGGGCAUCCCUUGCCUCAACGCCUUCCAGCUCUCGGACAUCCAUGUCAUCCGUGCCUAUCACCUCGAGUACUGUAGCAGGCCAGUCUACACCGAAACGAACCAAGACUAUGGCAUAUGUUGCAAUGCCUCGCAACCCUUGGGCGACUCCUUCUACCUCAGGCAAAUCUUCGGUGUCACGAAGAUUGAAUGAUUCUCCCAACGACUUGGGCGGAUUUGGAUCAGAAGACGGUCCAUUCUCUAGUCCGAUGAGAGGGACCAUCCAUGGUAAUCGAGAGGAUCGAGCUCCCAUGGAAAAACUUGAGUCGUUGCUGGAAGAUAUAUUUGAGGCCGAAGAUGCUUUGCCUGCUGAUCUCGACCUUGCUGAUCUCGACAUGGAUUUCUUUUCGCCUGCUACAACCGAUACUUCGCGGCCUCUUCUGCAUCCAAAUAUUGUUCGUAAACUGAGCAAGUACAUCGGACAAAUUGCCAGGCCAAACAAGCGCGUUCGGCAUGGCGGAUCUAAUGUCGCUGGAACGCCACGUAGUAAAGGCCGGCUGGCGGAAGCCACGAUUCAGUCGCUUUCCCGGAUUCUCAAACUUUUAGAGAGAACCGUCAGGACAGGAGAGAAUUUGGAUCCAUUUGCUUAUUCCGGCCACACAGCACAAGCAUCUCCUCGCAAAGUCAGCCCAAAGAAACCCAAGGCACGGAAAACUGAUCAACGUUCAAAGUCAAAAACCCCGGUAGGUGGUGAACAAGAAGAGAAAGUGGAUGCCGUGCACGUCGACAACCCACCAAACUGCUCUCCGACAGAGAGCGACUUUGAAAACUUAAGUAUGCAAUUAGAAGCAGCUAAGGACAGCGUCCUUGCGGCAGAAUGCUGUAUAACUUUGUUGGGAAGUGAUAGACUACCAAAACAGCUUUAUUCAGAAGAACUUAUUACAGCCUGUCUGAGCACCUUGAAAAACCAGCUCAACAAAGUCAUUUACCCGUUUGCUGAAGCGUCUUCUGAGGCUGCCACCACUACCGCCAAUCCCCUCCUUCUAUAUGUUAUCAAGAACCCCACCAGUGGUGAAUCAAAACGAAAAGUGUUGAAUGAAACUUUCCAAACGUUGUCGGCAUCCUUGUCUCGUAUAAAUGCUUUGAUAAAUGCGGAAAGCGUAUCGAUGUCGGAUUCUAUUGUCAUUCAAGCGGUGUAUAUUGCGAUUGGGCCUUUCUUUGUGGUGGAAGGGGACAGUGACUCCAAGGGGAAGAAGGACCAGAGUGUCGUCAUCCGCACAUUUGGGAAGAGUGCUAUGCACGGUUUAAUGCUUGAAGCGUUAUCACUCAUUCGUAGCAUAUUCGCAAGCCAUGAGGGACAGCGGUCAUGGAUCAUUGAAGAGAUCUUAUCUUCCUUGAUCAAGCUGUCAGACUCCAAACAGAAGGCUGGUUUGUUUCGUCUACGUGAUGGACGCUCCAUUCGCACGGUAUCGGCCCUACUUCUCCAACUGGUGCAGACGUCCACGCACGAUGUCCGCAUUCAGGCGAAAAAGAUAGAGAAGGCUAGACAGCAGAAGGUUGCCCUGCGUCGUCAAGAAAGCUUCUCUGAAAGCCAAAGCCAGAUUAGCCGUGAGCCGUUCUUGGAUGAGCACGAUUCCGAAGAAAUUCGACUCUAUUCUUCUGGUCUAGAUUCCGCCUCGAAAGCAGCGAAGGCAAUCAUCAUCUUUCUGACGCAACGAUCCGGGAAGGGAAAAACUACCAAGAAUACGAAUGAGGCUGAAUAUAGGCUGAUCUUCGACAACUUGAUUUCGGAUGUGCUCGUCGUUUUGUAUUGGCCCGAGUGGCCUGCAGCCAGCCUUCUUCUCAGUGUUGCGUCCAAAUUUAUGGUAGCAGCUUUAGACGAUGUCAAGACGAGUCAAGCCGAUAACAAUGCGGCCAAGACCAUGGCAUUGGAUCACUUGGGUGUUAUUGCUGCUCGCAUCCGGUCAAGCGUACUUAAAGUCCAAGACGGAGCCGGCCACAAGCCCAAAGGUUUAAAGCCAUUCGAUGAGAUUGUAAGCACCGUAGACUUGAAAGAGCUUGAGAAACUCUUGAGUGUACACCAUGACAUUUCAACGCACCUUUCCAAACGUUCUCUGGAAGAUCAGGCUUACGACAGCGCUCAAGAACUUACAGCGGCAACGCUCGGACAUGAGCUUGCGAAUACCUUGAAGCACUUAGGCACUCUUAUAGGUGGAGAUGACGAUGGUGAACUAGCUAUCCGCGACCGGGAUACGUCCAAAUUAGAACCAUUCGGUCAGAAAGUAAAGGCCGCGCUCCAAACCGUCUGUAAAGAUCAAUCAGGUGAUAUAUUUGACAUAGGAUCCCAGGAGGAAAUCUCUCGCAUUGAUCGCUAUGCAGAAGAGAUAGGCACUAUUCAAAGCCUGCGGAAUUCUUUCCAGCCCAUUCUUAACAUUAUACUAACCGCUUUGGAUGCACCACCCAUCUUCAUGCGUACGAAAGCUCUUCGUGCUCUGGGACAGAUUGUCCUGAGCGAUGCUACGAUCCUUUCAACGCCCGGCGUUCGUAGGGGUAUCGAAAGCCAUCUAUUGGACAGUUCGCCAGCUGUUCGUGAUGCGGCAGUGGAACUGAUAGGCAAGUACAUGGUAGAUCGCCCAGAGGUCGCUGGUGACUACUACCAGAAAAUUGCUGAGCGUAUAGCUGACACCGGCUUAAGUGUCAGAAAACGGGUCAUCAAGCUGCUGAAAUCCUUCUAUGGCGUGACCCGUGAUUCCGAGCAACAAAUAGAUAUCGCCACACGUCUGGUGCUCAGAAUGCUAGAUGAAGACGAUACGGUAAAAGAGCUAGCUAUUAAGACACUUGAGGAGCUAUGGUUUCCUACUGCCAUUCCUCUUCCGUCCGCGUUGAAGUCGAAGCCAACGAACAAUGUUGACGACAAGAGUGCACUUCUCGCCAAGGUGUCUGUUAUCAUGGCUGUGUCCGGUCAUUUUAAGGACCGGCAAUCUCCUCUUGAAGACGUUCUGCAUAAGAUCAUGGCCGGACGGCAGGAGUCCGAGGUACCUCUAUUGCAUUCUCGUUACACUGAGAUUUGUGAAUCCCUAAUCGAUGGUUUGGUGGAUGCGUCAGAUUUGCCCGGUUUUACUGUGCUCAACUGCAUCAGAACAAUACAUCUAUUUGCUUCAGCAUAUCCUUCGGUCCUCUCCGGAUCUCAUGCUUCCACGCUUCUGCCCUACCUGAAAAAUCCCAGUAACUCCGAGCAACAAGUGACCACCGAUUACCUCCUCAAAAUAUUCCGCAUUUCCAUACCCAGGUUGCCGAAGACGACGAGCAAAUUAGGACAAGAACUUCAAGCAGCUCUACAGCCCAUGAUUAUAAAGCCAACUGCUGGACUCCAGGUUCUUCAAGAAUGUAUUGCCUGCAUGUGCACUGUUGUGCACAACCUAACCCGCGAUUUUGUGCGGAUAGUGGCACUGCUCAAAUCUUGCAACGGUCGGCUCCAGAAGGCCAUCAGCGGACCGGCAUUGGAACAACAAGACUUGAAGGGUAUGAAAGCUUUGUCCAUACUAAUAUUCAUUGUGUCUCUCCUCGCGGAACAUAUGAACUUCGAUGAACUUCGAUCAGAGCACUCCGAACUAGCCGGGGAGUUGGAUUUAAUAAGCAAGGGUUCGAUCCUGGAGCACAUCUAUAACAGUCUCCUGAGUUUGCAUCAAAAAUACGCUGACCCUGAUCUUCGCGGUCGAAUUCUUCAAUGUCUCGGUUUUUUGUUUAGAUCUCAACCCACGCUUAUGACGGAAGAGCGAUCUGCUAGCAUUAUGGAUGGGAUAUUCCAAUCCGGAAGCGAGGAAGCCCAAGGAAGAUUGUUGAAGUUGCUACAGGAGUUUUUGGUUUCUGAGGCGGCGAAACAUUCCUCCAAAGAGAAAGAAAGCGCCGGAAAACGAAGUACGAAGGCAUCUGAUGUGGAUAUGGAUGAACUGAUUGGUAACACGGAUGGAUUUGCGGAUUCAGGCGUAAGCUCUGCUGUCGUUCAGCGUUACUUGAACCAUAUCUUGGAAUCGGCGUUGUCACUGCAGCCUCAGAUACAAGCAGCUGCUAUUGAUAUACUGAGCUUUACCAUCAAACAGGGCUUAGCCCAUCCACUUCAGUCCUUCCCUGUCAUUAUCGCCCUCGAAACUUGUCCAUCGACACCGUUGAGCCAUAGAGCCAACGCUCUACAUUCGAUCUUGCACACGAAACACAACUCGCUGCUCAAUACCCGAUACAUUAACAGUGCCCAGGCUGCAUUUGAUUAUCAAUCAAAGAUCACGUCCGGUGCCGUGAGAGGCUUCAAGAUCCAAUCAUCGAUGCCUAUUGCUUUGUUGCAACAAUGGUACUCCUUAGCAAGGGAAAAACGUUCGGGGCGACUAGACUUUUUGAAGUCACUGUCGAAAGUCUUCCAAGACCACUCCUCGACUUCCACGACUCAAUCUGAUAUUGAUUUUGUGCGAUUUAUGGUGGAGAAUUUUGCUUCCUUUGAUUAUAAGACGCAGGAAGAAGUCUUCAUCAUUGUCAAGACCUUGACUACCGUUCUAUCGACGAACGGGACACAGAUUCUCGAGAUCGUUUCACCUUCGCAUUUGCUUUCCCAUGUGAAGAAGCAACCAGCAUCUGAAGCCAAUGCGGCGGACAUGAAUGUCGACCCUGUCGAAGGAUGUUCAACCGUCGAACCAGCACAGAACAAAAUUCCCCUCAUGCGUAGCACCGUCAUCAUUGGAAUGAUCAUGGUGCUAAAGACUCACUUGAAGACAUUGUAUUCCUUAUCUGAGGAGAAAUGCAACAAGUUCGUCUUGGGAAAGAAGAGUAUGAUCGGUGAUAAAGCAUCUGUGAGACGGCACCAGAAGGGAAUAUCUUGGGAUCGAUUGCCUUUUGCGACGAGGCCGAUAUUGACCUCCAGCGAUGCUGAUGAGCAGAAGAUCACAUUUCUUAGCAUCUGGAAUGAGGAUGGUCUGACUGCUGAGCCGGAGGAUGACACCGUAGAGUUUACUUGAUGACUUGAUGCUAGUGCUUUCUCAUCUUUCUGCUUAUUCGGUUACAUGCUGCUGUUACAUUCUAUCAUUAUUCUCUGUUAUCGUUGUUCUUCGCAUAUUAGCAUUUCGUGUAAACACCAGCCUUCUCAAUGGAACUGAUGAAAACCAUCUGUUGC
Guyanagaster necrorhizus is the source of this 6065-nucleotide messenger RNA. RefSeq lists its product as uncharacterized. Lineage: Eukaryota; Fungi; Basidiomycota; Agaricomycetes; Agaricales; Physalacriaceae. The record is from RefSeq and is a predicted model, not a curated record. Gene Ontology annotation, cellular component: Scc2-Scc4 cohesin loading complex. Gene Ontology annotation, molecular function: cohesin loader activity; chromatin binding. The transcript is spliced from 28 exons. Gene Ontology annotation, biological process: chromatin looping; establishment of mitotic sister chromatid cohesion; replication-born double-strand break repair via sister chromatid exchange. Bases 73 to 5910 code for a protein of 1945 amino acids.